Messenger RNA from Zalophus californianus (California sea lion), 2508 nucleotides. It is a transcript of the gene MMP28, whose product is annotated as matrix metallopeptidase 28. The transcript is spliced from 8 exons. Gene Ontology annotation, cellular component: extracellular matrix. Gene Ontology annotation, molecular function: zinc ion binding; metalloendopeptidase activity. Gene Ontology annotation, biological process: proteolysis; extracellular matrix organization; collagen catabolic process. Bases 261 to 1826 code for a protein of 521 amino acids. The record is from RefSeq and is a predicted model, not a curated record. NCBI's taxonomy places the organism in Eukaryota, Metazoa, Chordata, Mammalia, Carnivora, Otariidae.
CCGGUCCAGCGGCCGACGACCCGCGGGCAGGCACUGCCGGGCUGCACUACCUCGGGCCGGCUCCCGGCGAAGCUCCCAGAGGGGCGGCCCUGCGCCCGGAGCCGGGGCACCCGCGAGCUCCCCCGGCCCUUCCCGCUCCGCGGAGGGGCGGCGCAGAGCUGGAGCAUCCGCGGGGCCCAGGGCGCCGCUGACUGCCUCCGGCAGCCCGGCGCGCAGGGGCUCCCCACGCGCCCGCCCCCGGUGGCGGGAGCGGCGGCGAGAUGGCGGCGCGUGUCGGCCUCCUGCUGCGCGCCCUGCCGCUGCUGCUGUGGGGCCGCUUGGACGCCCAGCUCUCCGAGCGCCGAGGCCAGGAGCUGCGCAGGGAGGCGGAGGCAUUCCUGGAGAAGUACGGAUAUCUCAGUGAGCAGGUCCCCAGAGACCUCACCGCGGCAAGAUUCGGCAAUGCCAUCAGGGAGUUCCAGAGGGUAUCUCAGCUGCCCAUCAGCGGCGUGCUAGACCCCGCCACCCUGCGCCAGAUGACACGGCCCCGCUGUGGGGUGGCAGACACAGACAGUCAGGCGGCCUGGACCAAGAGGGUCAGUGCCCUGUUUGCUGGACGCCGGGCCAAAAUGAGGCGUAAGAAACGCUUUGCAAAGCAAGGCAGCAAGUGGUACAAGCAGCACCUCUCCUACCGCCUGGUGAACUGGCCACAGCACCUCCCAGAGCCAGCAGUUCGUGGGGCCGUGCGUGCCGCCUUCCAGCUGUGGAGCAAUGUCUCGGCGCUGGAAUUCUGGGAGGCCCCAGCCACAGUCCCCGCUGACAUCCGCCUCACCUUCUUCCAAGGGGACCACAACGACGGGCUGGGCAACGCCUUUGAUGGCCCAGGGGGCGCCCUGGCGCACGCCUUCCUGCCCCGCCGGGGCGAAGCGCACUUCGACCGCGACGAGCGCUGGUCCCUGAGCCGCCGCCGCCGCGGGCGCAACCUGUUCGUGGUGCUGGCGCACGAGAUCGGCCACACGCUCGGCCUGCCGCACUCGCCGGCGCCGCGCGCGCUCAUGGCGCCCUACUACAAGAGGCUGGGCCGCGACGCGCUGCUCAGCUGGGACGACGUGCUGGCCGUGCAGGGCCUGUAUGGGAAGCCCCAGGGGGGCUCCGUGGCCAUUCAGCUCCCAGGAAAGCUGUUCACUGACUUUGAGGCCUGGGACCCCCACAGACCACAGGGAAGGCGCCCCGAAAUCCAGGGUCCUAAAUAUUGCCACUCGUCCUUCGAUGCCAUCACUGUAGACGGGCAACAGCGCCUGUACAUUUUUCAAGGAAGCCACUUCUGGGAGGUGGCGGCGGACGGCAAUGUCUCAGAGCCACGCCCACUACAGGAAAGGUGGGCGGGGCUGCCCCCCCACAUUGAGGCUGCUGCGGUGUCAUUGGACAGUGGGGACUUCUACUUCUUCAAAGGGAGCCGAUGCUGGAGGUUCCGGGGCCCCAAGCCAGUAUGGGGUUCACCACAGCUGUGCCGGGCAGGGGGCCUGCCCCGCCACCCCGACGCGGCCCUCUUCUUCCCGCCUCUGGGCCGACUCAUCCUCUUCAAGGGUGCCCGCUACUACGUGCUGGCCCGAGACGGACUGCAGGUGGAGCCCUACUACCCGCGAGACCUGAAGGACUGGGGUGGCGUCCCCGAGGAGGUCAGCGGCGCGCUGCCACGGCCGGACGGCUCCGUCGUCUUCUUCAGGGAUGACCACUACUGGCUCCUUGACCAGGCCAGACUGCGGGCGACCGCCUCGGGCCGCUGGGCCGCAGAGCUGCCCUGGAUGGGCUGCUGGCACGCCAAUUCGGGGGGCGCCCUGUUCUGAAGACGCUCCGACCCCUUAGUGGAUUGUCGGUGCCCUUGUGGCCAACGUGUGUCCCCUGCCCCAGGAGCGGGACCUGCCUUGGAAGCCUCCGAGCUUCCCUGCAGAAGACCAGGCGGGAAAGUUUGUGUUUGUUUCCUGGAGAAUUGCUUUGUGCUCUUAAGACCCCGAUCUUUGUGGGAUCAGUCCAAGGAGAAGCCAGAAAGGGUCUCAGACCGCACAGCCCUUUCCCAGAGGACCCUCCUCCCCAAGCCUCGGGGAUUUUGUUUCUUCUGCUAAAGGUGCACUUCCUGUCCAUGAGGCGACAGCGCUGGGCGGCCAGGGAGGAUGCAAAACUUGAUGGAGAGGUUGGGACCACUUUGCAAGACUGACUCCUUCCCCUCAGGACCUCCCUGGCUCAGUUUUUGGAGAAUUGUGUCUUUUUAAAUGAGAAGCCUCACCUCCAGGAAGCUUGGGUGGGUUGGGUACAAGGAUUUCCAACCUCAGAGAGCCGUGGGGGUCGGGGUGGGGGGGAGGUCAGGACCCAGAGCAAGAGGGAGACUGAUGCAGGCCUGCUGGGCCCCACUGGAAUAAAGCGGUGCCCCCAGCUGGUGGGCCCGGAAGCAGGCAUCAGCCUUCCUUGGAAUGGUUUCCAGUGAGAGCACGGAUGCUGGAGCGGCUGGAACAAUGUUCUUUCCCAUCCAAG